AUGACCAGAAAAAGACAAUCUUCUACAGUUGGGACACCUACUAUGUCAGAAACAGUACCGUUGGUUUUUGAGUCUUGUCGUCAAGGAACAUACCUAUUUUCAGAAAUUCCUCAAUGGCAGCGAGACAAUCAUUAUAUACUUUCCGGUUAUGUUCGGGAGACCAAAAGUUUCAGAGCUUGCUGGGAUUCAUUGUUUUAUCUUCACAAUGAGACUGUUAAUAUCAUAACACACUUGGUUCCAGGACUUCUGUUUCCAAUUGGACUGUUCUCAGUGUCGCCAUGGAUGGUGUCAAAUGAUCGAUUGAUUAGAUCUGUUCCAAAUUGGCUGAUACAAAUUCCCGUGUUUGAUAGCACCACAAGAGCGGACAACUUCAUUUUUGGCCUAUUCUUCUUUGGAUUUGUGUCUUGUUUAUCGUUGUCAGCGAUAUUUCAUGCUACCAAAUGCCAUUCCCAUAAAGUCAUGAAGCAGGGAUCAUCUCUUGAUUAUGUUGGAAUCAUUUGUUUGAUAGUUACAUCAAUGAUUGGUAUUAUUCAUUAUUCAUUACAAGAUGACCCCGGAGCACGUUGGAGCUGUAUUGCUCUUGUUGGGUUAUUCGGAACCGUGUGCCUGGUUCUCACCUUAGAUCCUGGUUUUCGAGAGCCUGAAUGGAGAACAUUCAGGGCUACGAUGUUCGUUAUCUUCGGAGUCUCUAGCGUGAUUCCAAUAGGCUAUGGCUUAUUUGAAUACGGGGCUACAGAGGUUUGGAAUCGUGCGGGGCUUGGAUACGUUCUUUUAGAAGGUCUCGGUUACAUAUCAGGAGCGAUUAUCUAUGCAAUGCGUACCCCAGAAAAGCAUGCUCCAGGAAGAUUCGACAUCUGGGGAAAUUCACACCAAAUAUUUCACGUUCUCGUGGUCUUGAGCGCAUACUCGCAUCUCAAAGGACUGAACCAAUCUUAUAUAUGGGCACAUUCUUCGGGGGUGAUGGAUAAAGGAAUCUAG
Messenger RNA from Ogataea philodendri, 978 nucleotides. RefSeq lists its product as uncharacterized. The transcript has a single exon. Bases 1 to 978 code for a protein of 325 amino acids. Gene Ontology annotation, molecular function: signaling receptor activity. The record is from RefSeq and is a predicted model, not a curated record. Gene Ontology annotation, cellular component: membrane. NCBI's taxonomy places the organism in Eukaryota, Fungi, Ascomycota, Pichiomycetes, Pichiales, Pichiaceae.